Chelmon rostratus (copperband butterflyfish) is the source of this 3742-nucleotide messenger RNA. RefSeq names its product structural maintenance of chromosomes 5 (gene smc5). Lineage: Eukaryota; Metazoa; Chordata; Actinopteri; Chaetodontiformes; Chaetodontidae. Bases 72 to 3299 code for a protein of 1075 amino acids. Gene Ontology annotation, biological process: double-strand break repair via homologous recombination. Gene Ontology annotation, cellular component: Smc5-Smc6 complex. The transcript has 24 exons. The record is from RefSeq and is a predicted model, not a curated record. Gene Ontology annotation, molecular function: ATP binding; ATP hydrolysis activity.
GAAGCGCGCGAGGGCGAACCGCCGAUUAAAGUGGCUGUAAUUUUAGAAACCGAUGACAGUUUCUAUCCACCAUGGCCCGUUACAACAAAAAACGGCCAAAUACCAGUGGCUCAGAAACUUGUAGUAGCAGCGUAGCGGACAUGUUAACAGGUCACCAGCCCGUUGGACCUGGAGGAGAAGGUGUUUUUGUGGAGGGCUCUAUUCUUCGCCUCACCAUGAAAAACUUCCUGACCUAUGACUACGCAGUGUUGUAUCCUGGACCUAAUCUGAACAUGAUUAUUGGAGCCAAUGGAACUGGCAAGUCUAGCAUUGUGUGUGCCAUCUGUCUGGGUCUGGCUGGCAAGACGGCUAUUCUGGGCAGAGGCGACAAGGUUGGGCUCUACGUCAAAUGCGGGUGCAGUAAAGGAGUUAUUGAGAUUGAACUGUACAAGAAUGGUGGUAAUUUAGUGAUUAACAGAGAGAUUGUUGUGGAGAACAAUCAGUCGUUGUGGACGCUAAAUGGAAGACACUGCAGCCAGAAAGCAGUGGAAGAGGAGGUUCAGGCUCUGCAUAUCCAAGUCGACAAUCUCUGCCAGUUUCUGCCUCAGGAAAAAGUGGGCCAGUUUGCCAAGAUGUCCAACAUUGAGUUGCUGGAGGCUACUGAGAAGUCAGUGGGACCACCAGAGAUGUAUAAGUACCAUUGUGACCUGAAAAGCUUCCGCAACAGAGAACGAGAACUGGAGAAUGCGGUAAAGGAGAAGGCCAAUUUUCUGGAGAAAGCCAAGCAGCGGAAUGAGAGGAACAAACAUGAUAUGAACCGUUACUAUGAAAGGAAGAGGCAUCUGGACGUGAUCGAGUUACUUGAGAAGAAGAAACCAUGGGUGGAGUACGAGACCACCCGCAGGGAGCUUGAGGGCGUGAAGAAGGAGCGAGAGGAGGCUAAAAAGCAGCUUGCUGCUCUUAAGCAAGCCCAUGCCCCCAUGCUGAGGAAGAUCCAGCUGAUUGAAGACCAGCUGAAGCCCACCGAAGCACAAAUAAAGGCGAAGACUCUUGAAAUCAAAGAAGCCACUCUGAAGUGCAAACAGAAACAAGAUCAGUUGGAUCAAAAACACAAAGAGAUUGAAGAUACUAAACAAUCGCUGAGACUGAAGCAGAUGGAAGAAGAAGACCACCAGAAGCGAAUCAGCAACACUAGACGGAUCAUUGAGGACCUGAAGGCAGAGCUUGCCAAAGUUGGUGACCAACCAGAUGUGACACCGCAGAUCAAUGCUGUCAAUGUCGAGCUGAGGCACAUCCAGGUGAAGAGAGCCAAGCUCGAAGGAGAGAGGUCCGACCUCCGCAGGGAGAAGAACAGCGUCUACGCUGAGCACAAAUUGUUGGAGAGAAAACUCAAUGACAUGAACAACAUGAUGAAUGCCAAAGAGGAGAAGCUGCAAGGACGCCACAGGGAUACACACAGUGGCCUCCAGUGGCUCAGACAGAACAGACACCUGUUUGCUGGAAACGUCUAUGACCCCAUGAUGCUGGUGAUCAACGUGAAAGACCAUCGUAAUGCUAAGUAUGUGGAGAACCACAUUUCAUUCAACGAUCUGCUGGCCUUUGUCUUCCAGAGGAAAGAUGACAUGGAGAAAUUCAUGACUGAGGUCCGUGAUAAGCUGAACUUGAAGGUGAACUCCAUUUCUGCUCCUGAGGAGUCGUGGGCAAAGCGGCCGCCAUCCAGAAAUAUUGAGUCCCUGAGGCGUUUCGGGUUCUUCAGCUACCUACGCGAGAUGUUUGACGCUCCUGAUGAGGUGAUGAGUUACCUCUGUUACCAGUACGGGGUGCAUGAUGUCCCUGUCGGCAAUGAACAAACUAAAGCCAUGAUGAACACGGUGAUUGAGGAGCCCUACCUCAGGGUGUUGUACACAACAGAUGAGAGGUACACAUUGAAGAGGUCUUUUUACUCCAACAAGAUUAUCACGAGUAACUCUGCGGUGAAACCUUCCCAGUACCUCUCCAUCACUGUAGACGCUGAAGAGAAGCGGCAGCUGGAGCAGCAGUUGAAGACCUGUGAGUCAAAAUUACGAGAUAAUGAUGAACGGAUGAAGGCCCUGGAGAAGGAAAUCGCUGCACUGGAUUGCCGUGACAAUGAAUUGUUGGCAGAGAAAAAGCAGCUCUCUGAACUAAAGAGCAAAAAGAGACAACUGGAGCAGAAAAUUAUUACCAAAGAGGACAGUCUCAGGCAGAUGGAGCGGAGUGUUGUUGACCUGCAGAAGAUUGAAGAGGAAACUAAAGAGAAAAUUGCAAUUGUCAAUUCGCAGAAGGUGAUCAUAGUCAAAGCAUUCGUGGCUCAAAUGAAGCUGAGAGCCCAGCUGACUAUGAAGAAGGUGUACCUGGCCUUGGAGAUGGUUGGGCUGACAGCAGAGAAGACAAAGCUGGAGAAUAAUUGUAGAGAAGCCAGUUCUGUACUCAAGACCACUGAUCAAAAAUGCAGCCAGUUGGAGCAGAGGAAGGUCCAGCUGACAGAGCAAUGCAAGGGCCUGUUGAGGAGAGCGAAGACAAUCUGCAAGAUGCAAACUGAUGAGCCAUUUCCUGAAGACCUGCGUAAUGCUCUCAGCAAGUUGCCUGACACGCUGGACGAGAUCGAUGCCAUGCUGAACGAGGAGCAGUCCAGAGCUGAGUGCUUCGCUGGCCUCAGUGAAAGUGUUGUUGACGAGUACAACAGGAGAGAGCAGGAGAUCAAGCAUCUGGAGAAAGAGCUGGAAGAUAGGAAUAAUGACCUGAACAUUUACAGACAGAAGAUAUCACAGGCUAAGGAGCAUUGGCUGAACCCGCUGAAGCAGCUGGUGGAACGGAUUAAUGGCAAGUUCAGUGAAUUCUUCCGCUCCAUGCAGUGUGCAGGAGAGAUCGAUCUGCACUCAGAGAAUGAGGCAGAGUACGAUAAGUAUGGUAUCCGAAUUCGGGUGAAGUUUCACAGCAACACUCAGCUCCACGAGCUGACACCUCACCAUCAGAGCGGAGGCGAGCGCAGCGUCACCACAAUGCUCUACCUAAUGGCCCUGCAGGAGCUCAACCGCUGCCCCUUCAGAGUGGUGGAUGAGAUCAACCAGGGAAUGGAUCCUGUAAACGAGAGGAGAGUCUUUGACAUUGUGGUCCGCACGGCCUGCAAAGAGACAACAUCCCAGUACUUCUUCAUAACACCCAAACUGCUGCAGAAUCUUCAGUAUGCUGAGGAGAUGACCAUCCUUUGCGUCUACAACGGCACCUACAUGCUUCCCCCCAACCAAUGGGACGAGAAGGCUUUCAUCAGACGGCGUCUCCAAAGAAAAGCCAAACCUUGAAUAUACCAAGCUGACACAAACUGCCUGGAUUCAGUUCGUUUUCCAGUUCAGUGAGUUAAAAAUGUAAAGUUGUAAAAGUGAAACUGAAGUUUAUCAUUCACUGUGAAGAAUUCCUGUUUAGCUCUUUGAAACUUAAGAAAAAGUUUUGUUCUAUGGAAGACUUGUUCGCAUAAUUUGUUCUUCGUUUCAAACAUGACAUAAAUACUUAACUGUUUCCUCAUUUGCACAUUUUUCUGUCUGUGCAGCAACAUGCUCUCAUGUGCACAUUUCAUAAAAUAUUAUUGUUUCUUUUCUUACUGGGUAUAUUACUCUUCAUGAAAUAUCUGAUACCUUGUAUGCUUUUCUUGAACACUGCUUCAGUGUGAAAUGGGUAAUGAUAUUUGCUGGAAAAUAUACACAGUAUGAACAGAAGUUAUUUCAUGCUAAAUAAAUUAUAUAAAAAA